CCUUUCAGCAAAAACUCUUGAUGCAGAAGGACCUGUGCAAUAAAUUAUUCAUAAUAAACUACAUUUUCUUUCCUGAAAGAAUUUUUUUAGUGCCCAGUAUUUACCAGUAUGCAUGGGUUUGGGGACUUUAUGACUUGGUUUUCCUACCUACUAUAAGAACUGAGGACAUGGGGAGUGAACGAACCGUGGCUGGCCAGUGGCCAGUGAAGUAGUUGUUUCAGAAAAGAUGAAACCUUAGAACAAAGUUUUAUGGGCUAGAACUUUAACCUUUGGAACUAGCAUCCUUUGGUUGUCCUUACUAGAUACAAAUCAGUAUCAUUCCUUGAUAAGACAGGGAAAUGAGGACUAUAUAAGCUUGAGUGCAAUGUUCAAAAAGGAAAUGUAGUGUGGCCUCAGCCAGAGGAAAGAUGGAGGUAAAUGUAUCAGGGUAUCCACUGCACGAUGAAGACCAGGAAGGUAGACUGUGAAGGAGCCUACAGUACAGGACAAGUGACUGAGAAUGACAGUGGAGACACAGCAGUGACAGUGAUUGACUGUGGGGCUAGCAAGAUGGAGUAAGGUUCUUUCCCACUAAGGAACAACUAGCAUUCAAUCCCUGGGACCACGAGGUGGUACAAGGAGAGAACUGAUUCCUGAAACUUAGGUUCUCUGAGUUGUACAUGUGCAUACAGCAUGCACACGUGUGCACACAUACACACUAAAUGAAUAGAGAGACUGGAGAGAUGGCUUAGUGGUUAGGAGCACCUAAUGUUCUUACAGAGGUCAUGGUUUUGGUUCCACACCAAUGUCUAUUUUAGGGUCACUAAGAUGGCUCAAUGAGUGAGGUAUUGUGCCACCUUUUGAUUUCUGGCACUCAAACGCUGGAACAAUUGAGUCCCUUGGGCUGUCUUUACCUUCACAUGUCUUGGUAUGCAUAUUGCUGACUGUCAUAUGUACAUACAAGCACAAACUAAAUGUUAAAAAGCUUUAAGAUGUGUUCAGGAAAUUUGCAGCUGGGGAUGUAGCUCAUUGGCAGAACACUUGCAUUCAAUACCAAGGCACUGCUUAGAAUAAUACCUAGAACCACAAAACCUGAUAAAGAUAACCAGUUUCAGUAUAAUACUCAUAUCUUGAGUCCUGAAGUAAACAUUAAGAAAAUAAUGUGCUGGGGGCCUGGCGGCUAUGGCGUAUGCCUUUAAUCCCAGCACUCAGGAGGCAGAGCCAGGUGGAUCUCUUGAGUUUAAGGCCAGACUGGUCUACAGAGCAAGUUCCAGGACAGCCAGGAGAAAACAAAAGAAAAAAAAAAUGUGCUGGACUUGGAGGGAUGGCCCUAUGGAGUCCUCACUGGCUGCUCUUUCAGUGGUUCAGGAUUUGUGAAUAGCAGCAGCCAUAACCCAACUACAGUCCCUCUUCUAGCCUCCUCAGGAACUGAAUGCAUUUGGUGCACAAACAUACAUGCAGGCAGAAUACCCAUACACAACAACAAAAAGGAAAAAGCACCUUUAAGUCAAUGAAUGAAUAUGUUGUUGGGGCUGGACAGAUGGCUCAAUGGUUAAGAGCCCUGGUUAUUUUUUCAGAGUACCCAGGUUCAAUUCCCAGCAUCCACAUGGCACCUCACAACUGUAACUCCAGUCCCAGGGAACCUGACAACUUCAUAUCAAUGUACAUUAAAUAAAUUAUAAAAAAAGUUGAAAAAAAAUCAAAUGUUGAGAAGUGGGUAGAGAUGAAGGCUUAGCCAUUUACUAGUCUGUCUUGUUUUCAGAACAUUUCUAAAGUUACGUUCUUUUUCUCUGUUGGAAUUAAGCUGAUUUGAGAGUACAUACAUUGAUAUGCUUUGUAACGUGUUCCUCACACUUUGGAUUUUGGGGGGCAGACAUCUUAAGGGCCCUAUCUUGUUUAGGAAAGGAGUGCUUCGAAAACUUCUGCUUCUUUAUAUCCUGGUAAAUGCAGAGAUGUAUGUGGAACUGAAGAUAAUUUGAACAGUCUUUGGUUCUUUUAUCUGAUUAUAUACGCCCCAACCUAUCCCCCAGUUUUCAUUUCUUGGGCUGUUCAGAUCAUCUCCGUCUACAGCUGGAAAAACCAGAAUGGGGGUUGGGGAGACUACUCCAUUGUGUGGUGGGUCAAUUCUGUAAGUUUGUGUGGCUUACAGUAAUACUGUUACUGUGAGCUUUACUUUGUGUGGAAAAGCUGGCUUCCUGGCAGAAGGCAGCUUCAAGUGUUCCCUGCAGUGGAGAAGAGCAAGUACUCACUUGAAUUCUGUCCACUUCAGAGAACAGCAGUGAUACAACACUUCCCUGUCAGGCUAUGAAAUGACCAAAGUGACAAAGGCCCAGUUAGGCGAAGGGGCUGGCUUUUCUAUAGGCAAGGAAAUUGAAGCUGCUGCCACAGUCUUGGCCAAACUCAUGCAAUGGGUGGAACAGACUGGGUGACACUUUCUCAAGUGGGGCUCCUCCCAAAGUUGGCAAGGCACAUACAUCCUCCUGGCAUGCCUAGGCCUGUACUUGCUGCCCAGGGAGCUUGGGCACCUCCCCAAACAUAAACAUAAAUUUGAAGAUCUUGGAGAUGUGAUAGAGUUGGCCUUUUCUCUCUGUUCUUUCUCGGCUCCUUUGCCACAUCCUCUGUAGGACUCGGCUGGUUUCAGGAAGGGAUCACAUCCCAUGGCCGAUUACUCUGGGGAGUCGGGACUUCUGACCUGUGAGUUCUGUGAUAUGGUUUUCCGCUCCUGGGCUUUGUUGGCUACCCAUACCCAGCGAUUCUGCAUUGGCCAGCUGACUCCGGAGAUGACACAUGGAACACAGCCUUCAGUAGCCAUGGAACAACGGGGCACCACGAUUGUGGCACAAGAACAACUGAGCCGUUCAGAGCAGGAGGCCAGCAAAUCAGCUCUAAAGAUGUUGACAGAGGAGGUGCAAUUGCUGAGGCUGUCGCUACAGAAAAUGAGUCCCUGGGCAACUGAGGGUCCCACCUCCCAGACUGCAGGGAGCCCUGGCGAGAGGCUGCGGGCAUUGCAGGGAAUCCGCGCCAGGCGCGUGGCGGAGACUGAAGCGCAAAGCCGGGCUCUGGAGCGCCGCGGCGAGGAACUAAAACGGCGCCUCCUUGGCGUAGCGGGACCCAGGGGAGGAUUAUCCGCGCCAUUCGGCCUGGAGCGCCAGCUCCGCGAACUCAGGGCAGAGGCGGGCCGGACGCGCGGCGCUCUGCAGAUGCUGGGGGCGCGCGUGCUUGCGCUCCAGCCGCAGCCCAGCAUCCAGCGGGACUCUCUCAAGGAGCCUGCGUUCUGUUGCCCUCCGCUACCGGCCAAUCCGGGAACGCUGCCCGCCCAGAUCCGGGCUCUACGUGAGGCCUACGUGCGCGGUGGAGGCCGGGACCCCGGAGUUCUGGACAAAAUAUGGCAGCUGCAAGUGGAGGCGUCAGCCCUGGAGUUGCGGCGGUCGCAGAACCGCAAAGAAAAAGCAAGUGCCACCUCUGAAGAGCUUCUAGUAGUGGAAGCCGAAAACCGGCUUCUGGAGGCAGAGAUCCGGACCUUGCAGAAGAAGGGUCUGAGUCUGGCACCCUGGGGACCCAGGGAGCAUCAACUCCCUGAUCUCUGGUCACACCAGAGUAGAAGGGGCGAUAACUCCCUCCUCCUUCCACCAGUUGCACCCCCAAUGUCACCACUUACAAGUUCCAUAAAUGUCCAGAACUUCCGUGGCACUUCAAUGUCUAUACUUAAUGGAACCAUGACAAGGAACUUAGGUCUGGAUCAUCACUACCUCCUACCUGCAUCUGAUGUUCUAGGCCCUGCACCCUAUGAUCCUGGGGCUGGCCUUGUCAUUUUCUAUGACUUCCUGCGGGGCCUUGAUGCUUCUUGGGUUUGGGUGCAGCUAAUGACAAGCUUGACCCAGGAUGGACAGGAUAUACGAGGGACCACAAUAUUGCCUCCAGCCCUUUGCCUACCAUCACCAUCAGCUCCUGGACCUAUGGGCAACUGUGCCAUCCUUGCAAGCAGGCAGCCUGUAACCAGGUUGCCUCCAUCAGCACUGGUAUCUUUGAUCUGUGAACUACAGGCCUGGCAGGGAGUUACAUGGGCACCACAAACAAAGGCUUGGGCCUCACUAUUGCUAUUUGACCAAGAUAAGCAUAUGCUUAGUGGCCGUUGGCGCCUCCCACUUAGGGUCCUUCCUCCUAACUCCAGCCUCAGCCUUGUCCAGCUGAAUGAGAUUCCCCAGGUGAGUGCAGAGGGUAGGGACUGGGUCUACUCCAAGAUUCAGAUAAGAGUACUAUUUACCCUCUCCCAGGCAGGUCAAGCUGAGCUCUUUUUGAGGCUGGUGAAUGCAAGAGAUGCAGAUGUUCAGACAUUGGCAGAGAUCAAUCCAGCAAGUGCCCAAGAAUACCAGUACCCACCACUGGUAUCCAGUUCAUCUUCAGUGGAAACCAGUCCCUUCGCCCACAGUUCUGGCUUUGCUGAUCCCCGACCUCCCACAGAAGAGGCUUUUGUCAGUGUCAAGGAUGAGCAUUUGAGCCCCCACUAGUUUUGACCUAAACACAUCAGGUUUCUGAGUCGGAGGAAGGCAGAUUUAGAGCUGCAGCUUUUCUAAAUGAGGUUUGGAAGUAAUGAUAAAGUCCAAGCCAACUAGGACUUUUUCUGCACCCAUUUUCCUUUUGUAAAGCAGAUCGAGUAAAUGAUAUUCACAGUAA
Peromyscus californicus insignis is the source of this 4653-nucleotide messenger RNA. It is a transcript of the gene Ccdc17, whose product is annotated as coiled-coil domain containing 17. Lineage: Eukaryota; Metazoa; Chordata; Mammalia; Rodentia; Cricetidae. Bases 2637 to 4487 code for a protein of 616 amino acids. The record is from RefSeq and is a predicted model, not a curated record. The transcript is spliced from 12 exons.